CUCAGCACCACUUCCUAAGCUUUUGUCACACAAUUUUACUAUUCUUCUCUCAAAAGACACUGGUGAAACACCAAAACUUUACACAAAAUAAGUAACACAUACACAAAGACACAAUCUCAUAAUGGAAGACUUCAGAGACCCUCUCGGCGGAGAAUACGCAACCGUCAUCCUCACCGGCAGCACAGGCUCCAUCGGCUCAUACCUGCUCGACGCCCUUCUAGACCAGUGGCACGUCCGCAAGAUCUACUGCCUCAACCGCGCCGAAGAUGGCGAGGCCGCUCAGACAAAGGCCAGCGGCUCGCGGGGUCUGGACACGGACUGGAUCGAGCCGAGAAUCGAGUUUCUGCGCGCAGACCUGUCGCAGCCGGAUCUUGGCCUGAACCCAAUAAAGUAUGAUGAGAUGCUUGAGAGGACGACACAUAUUAUUCACUCUCAAUGGCCAGUCAACUUCAACUGGGACCUCUCAACUUUCGAACCACACAUCCAAGGCGUGAGGCGUCUGCUGGACUUUUCCCACGCCAGCCCCAAGAAAGCCCAGCUAUUGUUCCUCUCAACUACCGGCAGCGUCAGCCAUCUCUCGUCCUCCAAGCCUGUUCCAGAGCGCCCCUGCGAUGUCCUGUCGCCAGAUCUCAACGGCUACAACGCAUCAAAGCUCAUCAGCGAGCUGAUUAUCGAAGAUGAGGUCAGGUCGACUGGUGAGGGCAACGCCGCCAUCUGCCGCGUGGGACAAGUCUCAGGGCCGGUGGAGAAGGAAGGCGGCGUGUGGAACAAACAGGAAUGGGUUCCAACCAUGAUUGCCUCUUCAAAGCGCAUUGGUUUCCUCCCGUCGGACCUCGGAGCUCUGGACAGCAUCUCCUGGAUCCCAGUCGACAUCCUCGCCGAUGUCAUCCUGGAACUUGCAGGUAUCAUCCAGAAGCCAGAAGAGUUGCCAAGCGGCAAGUCAGUCAACGGCGUAAACAAACAGUCAGAAUACAAGAGCCACGCCACCGUUUAUCACGCAACCAACCCUCACUCCAUCCCUUGGGCAGACUUAGUCCCCACAGUCGCAGACGCACUGCACAUCCCAUCAGACAAGAUUGUGCCGUGGGCGGAAUGGGUCAGCGCGCUGCGUUCUUCAGCGGAGGGCAAUGAAGAUCCAGAGGCGAACACCGGCCUUAAGCUACUAGAUUACUUUGAGUCUCUUGGCGGCGUGGAAGACGGCCAGGGUGUCAUGCCAACUCUUGCGACAGAGUUGUCAAAGCGCCAGAGUGAGACUCUGGCGUCUCUGGAUCCAGUGGGACCAGAAUGGAUGAAGCUGUGGUUGAAGCAGUGGGCGUUGUAA
This is a messenger RNA of Trichoderma asperellum CBS 433.97, 1321 nucleotides long. Its product is annotated as putative secondary metabolism biosynthetic enzyme. NCBI's taxonomy places the organism in Eukaryota, Fungi, Ascomycota, Sordariomycetes, Hypocreales, Hypocreaceae. The record is from RefSeq and is a predicted model, not a curated record.